UUGGCCUCAGACAAGAGCAGCAGUAACAUGGAGCCCUUCCCCCAGUCUGCAAACAUGCACAUGAACUUUGAGGACUCCCAGGCAGUCCUGGAGGACUACGCCGAUGUGGUUCAGUAUGAACGCGGCCAACUAAAUCCCGAUGAGCAUCAGGCUGACCCUCUAGACAAGGCGUCCACCUACACCUUGACGAACGUGGUGCCUCAAAUCAGGGAGUUCAACAUGGGUCCUUGGGCGGAACACCGAGACAUCGUCCGAAAGCGCCUCAACAACUACUGCCGCGGCAAAGCCUUUGUGAUCACCGGGGUCACCACUUCUGGACACACGAUCCGUCGCAACAACCAGGAACGGGUAGCUGUGCCCGAGUACAUGUGGUCGGCCUACUGCUGCACCGAGUUCGACCAAAAUGCGCCGUACUUUGUGCGCUAUAAGUUCCCUGUCUUUGGUGCAUAUGGGCUAAAUGAUCGUGUCAACAACCAAAUGGUGGAGGUUCCUCUCAAAAAUCUAGAGAAAUUCCUCAAGGGGAGGAUGGAUGUGGACAAGAACUUCCAGAUUUUCUAUAAAGAUUGUGUAUCAGAUAAAUGA
Molecule: messenger RNA, 582 nt
Organism: Neolamprologus brichardi
Lineage: Eukaryota; Metazoa; Chordata; Actinopteri; Cichliformes; Cichlidae
Source: RefSeq, a predicted model, not a curated record